CUCCGCUCCACACGUGUGCCGGCUCUUACCCACUCCCGCUAUAAGGGCAGGGGAGCGAGUGCCGGCGCUGGCGAGGCGCGGGGCUCGGCGGGGAGCGGCGCAGGAAGGCAGCGGGCCAGGCGGGGCGGCCGCAGCUGCUUCCCGCGCCUGACAGCUGCGGGCACGGCGGGAGCGGCCGCACCUCCCCGGCCCGCCCGGGGCAGGCAGGCAGGGCCAGCCCUCGCCUCACGGCACAUGGCAGCGGAGCGCUCGGCCGCGCCGCAGGUUAGCUAGGGUCGGGCUCCGGCCAGCGCAUCCAGGCUCUCUAGGUCCGCCGAGUUACCGCAGGGAUUAAAAUGCAGCUGGCCGCCUGCUUCUUUCUGGGCUGCGGCAUAAUCUUAGCUUCAGGAUACAACUCCUUCAGUAAGAGCAUGGAGACGAUAGGCAAGAAGCAGUACCAGGUUCAGCACGGGUCGUGCAGCUACACCUUCCUCCUGCCCGAGGCGGACAACUGCCGCUCCUCCACCCCGUACGUGUCCAACGCGGUGCAAAGGGAUGCACCUCUGGACUAUGACGAUUCAGUUCAAAGACUGCAGCUACUUGAGAACAUCAUGGAAAACAACACUCAGUGGCUAAUGAAGCUUGAGAAUUACAUCCAAGACAGUAUGAAGAAAGAAAUGGUAGAGAUCCAGCAAACUGCAGUGCAGAACCAGACUGCAGUAAUGAUUGAAAUAGGCACAAACUUGCUAAAUCAAACAGCUGAACAGACCCGCAAAUUAACAGAUGUUGAAGCACAAGUAUCAAACCAGACAACCCGACUUGAACUUCAGCUUUUGGAACACUCUCUUUCAACAAACAAACUAGAAAGACAGAUUUCAGAUCAGACCAAUGAGAUAACUAAAUUACAAGAAAAAAACAGCUUUUUAGAAAAAAGAGUUCUUGAGAUGGAAGACAAGCACAUGCUUCAGCUGAAGUCAAUAAAAGAUGAAAAAGAUCAGCUUCAAGUCCUAGUAACCAGACAGAAUUCUAUUAUAGAAGAACUAGAAAAACAGCUAGUUACAGCUACAGUAAACAACUCAGUUCUGCAAAAACAGCAACAUGAUCUGAUGGAGACAGUUCAUAGCUUGCUUACUAUGAUAUCGACACCAAACUCUAAGAGCAAAUUCAUAGCCAAAGAAGAGCAAAUCAGCUUCAAAGACUGUGCUGAAGCUUUCAAAUCUGGACUGACAACAAGUGGAAUCUACACUUUAACAGUUUCAAACACUGCACAAGAGAAGAAGGCCUACUGUGACAUGGAAACUGGUGGAGGAGGUUGGACAGUUAUUCAGAAACGAGAAGAUGGCAGUGUGGACUUCCACCGGACAUGGAAGGAGUAUAAGAUGGGAUUUGGUGAUCCUGCUGGGGAGUACUGGCUGGGAAAUGAAUUUGUUUCUCAACUGACUAAUCAGAAGCGUUAUGUUCUUAAAAUACAACUGAAAGACUGGGAAGGAAAUGAGGCAUAUUCAUUGUAUGACCACUUCUCUCUAGCAAGUGAAGAACAAAAAUACAGGAUUUACCUUAAAGGACUUACUGGGACAGCAGGCAAAAUAAGUAGUAUAAGCCAACCAGGAAAUGAUUUUAGCACAAAGGAUGCAGACAAUGACAAAUGUAUUUGCAAAUGUUCACAAAUGCUAACAGGAGGAUGGUGGUUUGACGCAUGUGGUCCUUCUAACCUCAAUGGAAUGUACUAUCCAUUACGACAGAACAACAACAAGUUUAAUGGGAUCAAGUGGUACUACUGGAAGGGCUCGGGAUACUCUCUCAAAGCUACGACGAUGAUGAUUCGACCAGCAGAUUUCUAAAUGCUUUGUCAUUGUGUGAAUUAUGUUUUGUAUAGUCUUCAAAGACUUAUUUUACCAAGCAACUUGUCUCAUUUUUUCAAGCCCAGAAACAUGCACUAGUGUUCUGAAGGGGUCAGUACAGUACAGUUCCUGAAUUGCAAUUGUCUUGAUCAGCUAAAGCUCGUAUUAUUCAACCAGACACAAUGUCUAAAGCAUCGACCUGAUAUAACAGUGAUUUGGCCAAAUGACUCAAUAAAAAGAACAUCCAAGAAACCGUCAGACAACUUCAAGGACUCUGUUUUACUGAUCAUUUAUGUUAUGUAUGUGUUAGUAAAUAACUGGAACUGUGAAAAAACCCUAAAAUAGUUUUAGGAAUAUGCAUUUUGCCUCACCACUGAACUUUAAACAUUAAUAUAAAACACUUAUCUAGUUCUAGCUUAGUUCUAGCUAGAUCAAGAACUAUUUAUCGUUCUGUGUCAUGUGUGCCCUAUAUGUACAUAAAAAAAAACUUUUCUGUAAUUAGCUCAAUACUAUAGUUAGGGAAUACAUUCUUUUCCCCCAUAGUCUCCUAAACAACUUUUUACUCUUAUUUGAGGAUUUUUUCCAGUAGCCUGUAUGACUAUGUUUAACAGAGGACAAAUAGCAUUUAAGUAGUGUGCGUUUAUUCUUGGGAAAUACCAUUUACAAAAGUCAUAAUUUUUUCAGUCUGUUUCAGUCACUGUCUUUAAAUUAUAGAAAAGCCCUAUGAAUUACAAUACAGCAUGUAUUCCUAUACAUUUUUAUGAAGAUUGCACUUUUUUUCCUUCCCUUGUCAUUUACCUGUAAAAUAACUGUCCAGUAUUUUGUAAACCGAGACAACGGCAUUAACACCAGAUGUCCGGUUGUCUGUGACAAUCAUGUAUCACCUGGUGAUGUAAUAUAACUAUAUGUUUUGUAAAAAUAACCUGACUGAAAAACAUAUGCAUGUUCUUUGAUACAAUUAAAAUAAUGCUUAUGACUUAAGAUACAAAUUACUACAUUUUAAGAACAGGAAGAAAAAUAAUCUGAAAAUUAUCUAAGGUCACACUAUGUGUUUUUUUCAGUAAGGUUAGGACUUCUCCCUAAAAAUUCUCUGUAGGUAGGCCCUCAAUGUACACCACAAUGUGAAUAAAUUACUCUACUGGGUGA
Zonotrichia leucophrys gambelii is the source of this 2966-nucleotide messenger RNA. RefSeq names its product angiopoietin 2 (gene ANGPT2). The record is from RefSeq and is a predicted model, not a curated record. Lineage: Eukaryota; Metazoa; Chordata; Aves; Passeriformes; Passerellidae. Gene Ontology annotation, molecular function: receptor tyrosine kinase binding. The coding region runs from base 336 to 1820 and encodes 494 amino acids. The transcript is spliced from 9 exons. Gene Ontology annotation, biological process: Tie signaling pathway.